Penicillium riverlandense is the source of this 933-nucleotide messenger RNA. RefSeq lists its product as uncharacterized. The transcript has 2 exons. Lineage: Eukaryota; Fungi; Ascomycota; Eurotiomycetes; Eurotiales; Aspergillaceae. The coding region runs from base 1 to 933 and encodes 310 amino acids. The record is from RefSeq and is a predicted model, not a curated record.
AUGAAGGGCUUCGUCACCCUCGCGGCUUUUGCUGCUGGCACUCAUGCUCUCGUUGGCCGCGGCGGUAGUUGCUGCUUCCAGCUUAACAGCCCCUCCGGCCCUGUCGGCCAGCUAAGCGAUGGACAAAACCGUAUCGGUGACCAGACUCUGCCUCCUGCACAGUUUUGUAUCAGCUCAGAUGGCUCAAUCACCGAUGGCAGUGGCCGUGGCUGUAUUCUAACCCCACCCACCACUCAGUUCCAGUGUGAUGUGGGUGCUACUCCUACCUCGGGUUUCUCUAUUAGCUCCACUGGCAUGCUGGAGUUCAACGGAAGCCCUACCUUCAUCGCCUGCCAGACUGGCCAGAACGGUGGCAUGAACAUCCAUACCACCGAAAGCACCCCUCUCGGCCAGUGCAUGAAUGUCGAAUUAACAGCCAACGCAUGCUUCGCCCCUACCUCUACCAAAACCACCUCGUCCGCUAGCACUAGCUGUCCCUCCACCUUGUCGCAAGGCAACUUUGAGUUCCCACACCUAAUCGUCCCUAUCAAUUCAGCGUCUCCCGGAACCGCAGCUGGCACUCAGUUCAACGGCGAGGUGACCUCAACUAUCUCAAGCAUCUUCAACUUCGACAUCCCCUCGUCCGAUUCCGGCAAAACCUGCAGCCUAGUCUUCUCGUUCCCCCAGCAGGCCGAUCUCCAAACCUCGUCCUUCACCCUCAGCGGUGAUGGCAAGGUCGAUAUUGCUAGACUAUCCGGGGCUGCUUCUAGCUCAACUACCUUUAAUAAUGCACCCUCUGUCGCCCAGGACCUAGGUGAUAUCACUAUCUCACCUGGUAACACAUUUGUGGUCUCGACCUUCUCGUGCCCCGCUGGCCAGACUGUUGCCUUCGAGAUGAAGAAUGCUGGCAGCACUAAUCUCAAGUUCUUCGAAGACUUCAACCCCCCUCCGUAA